AUGCAGUCAUUACACAAAUUCGGCCCUGUCCGAUCAACGUCGCUCAUUAACUUCGCCGGUCAAGAUUCGCCCAAAUGUCGUCGCUCAUUUUCUACCGCGCCAGCUCGGCAAGAUUGGUUAACACCGAAGCGGCCGGAAUCAAGGAAGUCUAUGACCGGCAGGCCGCGCAUGCCCACGGGAGGCUCCACACGCGGCACCACAGUAGUUUGGGGUGAUUUCGGUCUGAGGAUGAAAGAUCAUGACCGAAGAGUAUCAGCCAAACAACUCAAGACCGGCGAAGAGACGAUCCACAGACGACUGCGAGGAGAGCAUUACAAGCUGUACAAAAGAGUGAGCGCCAACAUCGGUGUCUACGUCAAGGGAAACGAUGUGCGUAUGGGCAAGGGAAAAGGUAAAUUUGAUCAUUGGGCCGCCCGAAUACCCGUCAGCAGAAUCAUCUUUGAAGUCAAGGGCAAGAUUCACGAACAGGUGGUAAGAGAUGCUUUCAGACUGGCUGGCAACAAACUGCCAGGACUGUAUGAAUUCGUGAAGAAAGGCGACCCGCCUGUGGUUGGCAUCACGAAACUGGGUGACGGAGUAACCCUGGAGAAGCUGAAGGAGGCCAAACGAGAGGUGGAACCAAAGGACAAACCGGAACAGCCGCAACUCAUCACUUCUUCUACGACGAAUACGCCUCCCCAAACAGUUUCCACCCAUCUGGACGAAGCUCCGAGAACUGUUCACGUCUCUCCAUGA
Molecule: messenger RNA, 735 nt
Organism: Capronia coronata CBS 617.96
Lineage: Eukaryota; Fungi; Ascomycota; Eurotiomycetes; Chaetothyriales; Herpotrichiellaceae
Exons: 1
Coding region: 1-735 (244 amino acids)
Biological process (GO): mitochondrial translation
Cellular component (GO): ribosome; mitochondrial large ribosomal subunit
Molecular function (GO): structural constituent of ribosome; rRNA binding
Source: RefSeq, a predicted model, not a curated record